AUGUUGUUCAAGGUGUUAGUACUAUGCCUUGCUGUGGCGGUAAGCCGUGGAGAAUAUGAAAGCAUUAAACCAUCUAACGGAAAUUUGAACGUAUACUACUCGUAUACAAGAGAUAACAUACGUACUGUAGAGAGAUUCAAUGGAACGAUCCCGUCUAUAGAAGAAACUUCGUUAGCCAGCACCCGUAAUGUCACAACCAUCAUAAUCCAUGGUCAUGAAGGAACAGCUUUUACCAGUCUAAAUCCUACUGUUAAAGAUGCGAUGCUCACUGCUUUCGACACAAAUGUGAUUGUUGUGGACUGGUCCCAAUACUCUCUACAGAGUUAUUCGAAUGCUGUAAGUGCCGUCCCUAGUGUUGGUACUGCCGUGGCUGAACUUAUUAGUAAUCUCGUCGAAGCAAACAUUACCACUCUCAACGAUGUCCAUUUGGUCGGAUUUAAUCUUGGAGCGCACAUUGCUGGAUAUGCAGGAAGAACCCUGAACGGCCAAGUUGCAAGAAUCACAGGUCUGGACCCUUCACGUGAUCAAUGGGGACCAAACUCUCGACGCCUUUCUUCAAGGGACGCGCUGUACGUCGAAGUUAUUCACACUGAUGCUUACGGCCUGUUUCCGAGGGGUAUCGCAGAUGCCAUUGGCCAUGUAGACAUCUACCCCAACGGUGGGGAUGGUCAACCAGGAUGUGUUCUAUCAGGACCUUGUAGCCACAACCGUGCCUGGGAACUCUUUGCCGCAUCGUUGACAAACAGCCACCUCAGGGCUAACCAAUGUUCAAAUUUGUCAGAUAUGAGAUGGAACACAUGUAGGGGAUUCCUAAUACCUUUGGGAACGAAUGAUCUUUUUAAACUUGCAAAUGGAAUAUUCCGUAUAAACACCAGGAGGAAUUACCCUUUCUAG
This is a messenger RNA of Pieris macdunnoughi, 894 nucleotides long. The record is from the annotation of a GenBank genome assembly. Lineage: Eukaryota; Metazoa; Arthropoda; Insecta; Lepidoptera; Pieridae.